Molecule: messenger RNA, 914 nt
Organism: Episyrphus balteatus (marmalade hoverfly)
Lineage: Eukaryota; Metazoa; Arthropoda; Insecta; Diptera; Syrphidae
Gene: mRpL24
Product: probable 39S ribosomal protein L24, mitochondrial
Exons: 4
Coding region: 100-846 (248 amino acids)
Biological process (GO): translation
Cellular component (GO): ribosome; mitochondrion
Molecular function (GO): RNA binding; structural constituent of ribosome
Source: RefSeq, a predicted model, not a curated record
UUUCAAUUCUGACAGAUAUAAAUUUUGUUCAUGGAACUUUAAUUUUUUUGUGGUUAAAUUUUAUUUAUCUUCAAAAAAUAAUAAAAACCAAAAAAUAAAAUGAAAUUAACACAAUUUCUUGUUAGUAAAUUGAAGAAUUUUUCAAAUUUCCCCGAACAAUAUAUAGAACGCAGCAAGCGACAAGUUUAUUGGAAAACACCAAGAGGUUUACCCAAUUACUUGCCCAAAACAUUAGAGCGCAAAAAGUUCCGAUACACAACCAACAGAUCAUGGACUGGACAAUUCCGUCAGCAGAAUCUUCCUGGAACAAUCCGCAAAAAAGUGUUCAUUGAACCAAUUGAGGAAUGGAACUACUUCCGUGGAGAUCGUAUUGAAGUCCUCACUGGCAAAGACAAAGGCAAACAUGGCAUCAUUACCCAAGUGAUACCCGAAAGGAAUUGGGUAAUAUGCGAGGGUACCAACUGGCAUUACCGCAUUGUUGGUGCUGAGAAAGAUUUCCCCGGAAUCUACAUCAGAUCAGAGGCACCUCUGAGAGUCGAUCGGGAUAUCCGCUUAGUCGAUCCCUCAGAUUUGAAAGGAACCGACUUUGAAUGGCGUUUCACAGAAGAAGGUGAAAAAGUGCGAGUGUCCACUCGUUCAGGAAGAAUAAUCCCCAUUCCCGAUGCUAAUAACCAAACCCACGACUAUAAAACCAAAGGUGCAUAUUUGGAACGAGAGAAAGACACAACUGCUGCCGUUGUUGGUGAAAUAACAUUUGAGCCGAAACUAUGCACUUUUGAGAUGGACAUCAUGGAGCAAAUGAACAUAGUCGAAGAAGGAGUUCCAAAGAAGUCUUAUUGGUAUUAAUGUGUAAAAUGUUUGUUAUAUAUUUCUUUAAGCAAUAAAAACAAGAACAAAAUUAAAAUUUAAAACUA